UUGUCUUGACAGUUCGUCUGAGCUUUACAGCACUUUAUAGGUUAAGUUUCAAGAUACACCCAAUAAUGAAACAUAUUUACGCAAUUUAUUAGCGAAAUACCGAUCGAUAUUAUAUGGGAGUACGAAAAUGAACGUGUUAUUGAUACUCUUUUUAAUCUUUAUAGUUGUAUACUUUAUUGUAUCUUGGCUCCUGCCGACAUGGUUGGCAUGGUUAUUCAAGAGAAAAUACCAUAUAAAGUUGAGGAUAGGAAGGAUCGCUGUACCCAAAUUGAUAUUGAGAGACGUAAGCCUAUCUAAAGAGCGAUAUUCUGUUCACAUAGAUGAAAUAUCAUUCCAAAGCAGUUGUUUCAAUUCUGAAAUCAACAAGCUUGUGUCGGUUGUGAUCCGAGGUGUGGAAGUCACAAACAAUGUGGAGGAGAAACGGAGUGUUGUCGUGGAGACCAUCCUCAAACCGUUGCUGUCCAAACAGAAUUCCCUCACCAGGGAGGGGAUGGAAGAGGAAAUCACAUCUAGAAUGUUUGAAGAUCCUAAGUUCCCAGGACAGAAGAAGCUACUGGACUUUAGAGAUAAAAAACUGCCGCAUAGUUUGAUUAUGUUUGCUCAG
Messenger RNA from Manduca sexta (tobacco hornworm), 604 nucleotides. RefSeq lists its product as uncharacterized. The transcript has 3 exons. Lineage: Eukaryota; Metazoa; Arthropoda; Insecta; Lepidoptera; Sphingidae. The record is from RefSeq and is a predicted model, not a curated record. The annotation marks the transcript as partial.